Molecule: messenger RNA, 975 nt
Organism: Macrosiphum euphorbiae (potato aphid)
Lineage: Eukaryota; Metazoa; Arthropoda; Insecta; Hemiptera; Aphididae
Source: the annotation of a GenBank genome assembly
AUGGCCAACUCCGUACGAAAGAUUUGCACGAAAAUCGGAAACGGUCAUCAGUACUUGUUGGGCACGGCCAAGACGUCGGCCUACGGUGGUCACGUAGUGUCGGACACAGUUCAGCAGCACUCGGCCAGACCUCAGGUCGAGAUGACAAUGUGCAAGAUCAAUGCCGACAAUUUGUUCCCUCAGUCACGACCGUUGCUCAACUAUAUUGUACGACCUGUCAAAAACAAACAGUCUGCAGAUGCGGCUGUCGAAUGGUUUAACAGACACACGAAUCCCAAAAACGAUGUCUGUAACAGCACUGAGCUUAAACCAGAUAAUUCUACAAAGUCUAACGAAAAUAUCAACACAUCAGGUUCUAAUGGACUACCAAAUUUAGAACAACUCGAUCAUGUGUAUAAUAGGUUGGGAGAAGAUUUACCAUUAAUGUUUAAACAAAAUUUGGACUAUUCACUAUACCAUCCCAAAUUGGUAUUUGAGAAUAACAUUAGAGGAACGAAGAGUGUAGGCUUAGAAUACUUCAUGACAACAAUUUCUUUGCUACGUUUAAUGGGCCAUAUAAAGUAUGCUUUUGUAAAAUUUGAUAUAUUAAAAAUAACCAAACAUCCAGAAGACGGAACAAUUAAAGUACGAUGGAGAAUCAAAGGUAUAUCAGGAAUGAAAGUGUUCAUGAAGUUUUGGAAAUUCAGACUUUGGAAUUUGGAACAAGUCAUUAAAGAAAAUGUUGAAUCGUGGCAUGAUGGUUUUUCAGUAUUCUAUUUAGGAUCUGAUGGUCAGGUUCAUAAGCUUACUGCAGAUAAAAUGCAACCAGAUAACGAACUACUAAUAGAGGAUAAAAAUCCACUGGCUACCAAAUUGGCUCUAUUUUUAGGGCUAUCACCGCAGUUGGGUAAUUUGGAUUGUUUGAUUUCAUUUGACUCUGAACCAGCAAAUGAAUUACUUAAGAUGGUUAUUAUGUCCCUAGAAGAUGUCAUUUAA